AUGGUCUACUGUGGGGAGUGCGGUACUCCUGGAGAAGGUCGUUUUUGCAUCGAAUGUGGGACUAGACUCCACUCUGGGGAGUCUUCAUCGGCGGUGAAGCGCGAAGACUCUCUUCCAAACGCCUCGCAAGCAGAGCCUUUAUCCAGCGGUGGUACAUCGCCUUAUUCAUCACCCACGCCUGGUAGCUCGUCGACUAGACCCAAUGUUCGGGGUGUGUCGACUGUCUCUGGUUCGGCCACCACACAAGGAGGAACCUUCCCAGCCACACCUAACGUGCCUCAACAAGAAUCUCCGACACAACUAUUUGGAAGCCAAGGCUAUCGGCUCGAGGCUUUCCAUAUCAUCUCAAGGGAGCUCUUCAUUGCGUUGGACCGAACUACCCUGCCAACAGGCACACAACUCAUCGAAGCCAGUAAAAUACGGCGCUUCAAGGAGGUAGCCGGGCGGCCUAUCCCGCCUUUUUUCGAGAGCCACGUGCUGCCGCUGUAUUACCAAACCAUUGGCGCUCAAUGUGCUGGGUCGAGUGUCCUGACUUGGGAGGGUUGGAAUACGUAUCUUGCCCACAAGAUUCUAUCCAAUCCUGACGACACGUUUGCGCACAUCGGAGCAGCCUUACGAGGACUGGGAAUCCAACUACCUUGGCCAUUAGUCCGCUCAGACUUCCCCGCCUACGCCUAUCCUGAUGCCGCUGCACGUGAACUGCAGUUCCAACAGGGCAUCCGUGACUACAUCGGAGCCUCGUUUAGCAGCGGCGCAUAUAGUGGUUUGGCUCGCCGUCGGUCCGGAAUGGCCGCAGGCAUUGCUGCACGCAGCUUGACGGGGCUUCUAUCCAAUGGGUUCUUAUUCAACUGA
Messenger RNA from Mycena indigotica, 852 nucleotides. RefSeq lists its product as uncharacterized. The transcript has 2 exons. The record is from RefSeq and is a predicted model, not a curated record. NCBI's taxonomy places the organism in Eukaryota, Fungi, Basidiomycota, Agaricomycetes, Agaricales, Mycenaceae. The coding region runs from base 1 to 852 and encodes 283 amino acids.